UUUGUCCAUCCCAAAUACAAUAUUAGGGCACAAAUUUUUCCCCCUUUCAAUUUUCUCACUUUCUCUCUCAUCAAUUCCCAACCAUAAUUAUAACGACUUUAUCUCUCUUCAAAACCCACUUUUAUUUUUGUUUGUAAGAAUCAUAAACCACAAAGAAAAGUCAGAUUUUUGUUGGGUUUUGUGGUGGGUUUUUGCUUGUAUUUUGUGUUUUAUUUUAUAUUUUUAUUUUUAUUAUCUAGGUUUUACUAGGUGGUUUUUUGGGAUUUGAUAUUUUCUCUGUUUCUCAUCAUUUUGAAAUGAAUGGUGGGGAAGGAGAAGAAGGAAGAAAAGAGGUAAAAAUGGAUGUAGUAAUGGGUGAACAAGAAGGAGAAAAAAGGGUUUAUAUGUGGGGUUAUUUACCAGGAGCAUUGCCACAAAGAACACCCAUACAAUCGCCAUUAAUUGUGAAGCUUCCACCGUCAAUUGGAACUUUCUGGAAGGAUGUUUGUGGUGGUGGAUGUGGGUUUGCCAUGGCCAUUUCUGAUACUGGGAAGCUGAUAACUUGGGGUUCUACUGAUGAUUUAGGGCAGAGCUAUGUGACUUCUGGAAAACAUGGGGAAACACCAGAGGCUUUUCCACUUCCUACUGAUGCUCCCAUUGUAAGGGCAGCUGCUGGCUGGGCGCAUUGUGUCUCAGUUACAGAUAGAGGAGAAGUUUAUACUUGGGGAUGGAAGGAAUGUGUUCCAUCUGGGAAAGUUUUUGGGGAUUCUUCUCCUGGAGGAACCUUAGAGAAGGAUACCGUUGAUAAACAGAGUUCUGUAUUCAUGGAACAAGUUAGCCCUCGAGGGUCAAAGAAUGCAAGUGGUAGUGGGUCAGAAGCCGCCACAGACGGCAAAGUACAAGGAGAAGAAAGUGCAAAGAGAAGACGGGUUUCAUCAGCUAAACAAACUGCUGAAAGUUCUACACCUGUUGAUGAAAAUCUCUCCGCAUUGCCAUGUUUGGUGACACUUAGCCCUGGUGUAAGAAUAUCUACUGUCGCGGCUGGUGGCAGGCAUACUCUAGCAUUGUCAGCUUCAGAUAUAGGACAAGUGUGGGGUUGGGGCUAUGGAGGUGAAGGACAACUUGGGUUGGGUUCAAGAAUACGCAUGGUAUCAUCGCCUCACCCUGUGCCGUGUAUAGAGUCUUCUUAUAGAAAGGAUAGACAUUCAGGAUUUUCUCAAGCCAGUUUAAGCUCGGAUGGCCAAGGAUUUAGAGUUCCCGGGACAUAUAUCAAGGGUAUCGCCUGUGGGGGACGUCACAGUGCAGCAAUCACAGAUGCUGGAGCAAUAUUAGCUUUCGGUUGGGGCCUUUAUGGACAGUGCGGUCAAGGAGCCACAGACGAUGUCCUAAGCCCUACCUGUGUAUCUUCGUUGCUCGGUAUUCGAAUCGAGGCAGCCGCUGCAGGGUUAUGGCAUACACUCUGUAUAUCUGCUGAGGGUGAUGUAUAUGCCUUUGGUGGUAAUCAAUUUGGGCAGCUGGGAACCGGUUCUGAACAAGCCGAGACUCUCCCGAGAUUGCUGGAUGCACCAAGCAUAGAAAAUGUAAAUGCAGUAAUAGUAUCUUGCGGUGCUCGACAUAGUGCUGUAGUAACAGAUGACGGAAAAGUUUUCUGCUGGGGCUGGAACAAGUACGGUCAGCUCGGUUUGGGUGACGUGAUCGACCGUAACAUACCAUCCCAAGUAAAAAUUGACGAUUGUGUGGCGAAGAAUGUGGCGUGUGGAUGGUGGCAUACACUCUUACUUACGGAGUCUCCCCCAUGAGCCGAGAAUCUAAAGAAGUCGCGGCUAAAUUUUGUUAGGUUUAGCAUCUAAAGUGAUUGGUGUAUGAAAAUGAUUUAUAUGUAUGAUGAAUGUAUGUAAAUAGAGAAGCAUAGGCUUUGUAUACAAUGAUGCUUGUGGAUCAUUCUUUAAUGGGUAGGUUUUGAUGUUAGCUUUGGCUAUCCUUGCUUUACUGAUAAGGAUGUACAAAAUCCUGUAUAUUAGUUCAUCUUGGUUUGGGAAUUUAGCACCAAAGUCUCCUUUGUAAUAGUCCUCAUGCAAUAGUUUUAUUGAGUAUUGAUGUUAUGGUUUUUUAAAUAAA
Molecule: messenger RNA, 2097 nt
Organism: Amaranthus tricolor (Joseph's coat)
Lineage: Eukaryota; Viridiplantae; Streptophyta; Magnoliopsida; Caryophyllales; Amaranthaceae
Product: ultraviolet-B receptor UVR8
Exons: 11
Coding region: 297-1778 (493 amino acids)
Source: RefSeq, a predicted model, not a curated record